UGAGUGCAGAAUGCACAAACGUGCCUUCCGGUUCUUUGUUUGUUCGAUCAUAAUUUACAAGUGUAGAGCGAGAAAGAGUGAGCAGAGUAGUGAUCAACUUCUUUAAGAUGAAAGAGGCUCUGAUUGGUCAUUUAUUUUAGUCAGAAUUCAUUCUUUGUUACUUCAUCAGUCAAAUUUUGAUUUUAUUUUCUAGACCUUUAAGAAUCAGCGGUGUUUGAAGGGUGAAGCUGUCAUGAUUUCCAGGACAUCAGGAAAUAUCACAGCAGCAGUGAUCGUCAUAUUACUGACAGGAGUUCAGGCUCAGCACAGUGUAACUCUCUCCUCUCAGAGUCUCUGUGCUGUUACUGGAUCUACAGUAAAAAUCUCCUGUAAAUAUACAGCAGCUGAUUCCUCCAGAGUCAGAGAGAGAGAGUGGUAUCAGCUCCAGAGCUCUGAUGGAGAAGAACGAGUCCUGAGUCAAGAUCCUCAAUACUCAGCACGAGUUUCUGUAAGAACAGAGCAGAAUGACUGUGAUCUGACAGUGAGGGAUGUGAGACUGAGAGACUCUGGAGUUUAUAACUUCAGAUUUAGAACAUCAAGCAGUGACUGGAUAUCAGCUUCAUCUGGAGUUAAUCUGACUGUUACAGAGUUGCAGGUGAAGGUGGAUCGUAAGACUGCAGGACAGAGAAAGGUGAAACUGACCUGUAGCUCCACCUGCAGUCUCGAUGAAAACCUUACUUACGACUGGUACAGAAAUGGAGAAUUCAAGCCAGAUACAGGUGGUCCCUCCAUUGUGCUGGACUCCACCAGGUCAUCUGAUGAGGGCAGCUACUUCUGUGGGUUGUUUGACAGCAGCGGUAAAUUUCACCGCUCUCCUCCACAGAGAUCAGCUGCAGACGCACCACUGACAACAGGCCAGAAUUACACCAUCACCAACAUCAGCUCCCAGCACAGUGGACUCUACUACUGCACCGCUCACAACCAGCUAGGACAGCACAGCUCAACACCCACCCAUCUGGAUGUCUUAUACCCUCCCAGACCCCCAUCUGUAAAUAAGCAUAUAUUUGGAGACUCAGUCACGCUGGUGUGUGUCAGUGACUCCAACCCUGCCAGCUCUUACACCUGGUACAAGAAGACAGGAAGUGAUGUCAUACUGAUUGGAAAUAGCACCAAUAUAACUUUACCAGCUGGAGAAUUUGGAGUUUUUUUCUGUAAAGCAGAAAAUCGAUUUGGAUCAUCCAACUCAUCAGAAUGUCUGUUUACAGCAGAUAACACAGCAGUGAAAUACGCAGCUUCUGCAGUCGGUGUGGUUCUGCUUCUGAUACUGUUUGCUGCCUUUCUGUGGAUGAGGAGGAAGAGAGGAGCAGAGAGAGACACAGAUAUUCAGACUCCAGAUCCUGCAGACCACACAUACACAGCUCUGAAGCCCACCACCAUGUCCUCGAUACAAACUCUCCCUGUGAAACAUACACAACACUAAACCCUGCA
Colossoma macropomum (tambaqui) is the source of this 1467-nucleotide messenger RNA. Its product is annotated as sialoadhesin-like. The record is from RefSeq and is a predicted model, not a curated record. The transcript has 9 exons. Bases 233 to 1459 code for a protein of 408 amino acids. NCBI's taxonomy places the organism in Eukaryota, Metazoa, Chordata, Actinopteri, Characiformes, Serrasalmidae.